CAGCUGCCGCUGCUAUUUGACUGAGGAACGAUUAUUUUGUUCACACAGAGCUGGUGGAGCGUCGUCAAUGGGAAGAGAACGCGGUGGUGGAAAAGCGCAUUCUAUCUAACUUCCAGUGGCACGAUGGUUUCGACUUCAGUUCUGUGUUUGUGGACUAUAUUUUGCCUUCAUUUAUGUUGUUAUGUGAACACUGGAAUAGCACAGAAUUCGAGAGAAGUGACUCUACUGGAUUCUAAGGCGCAACAAACAGAGCUGGAAUGGAUUUCCUCUCCUCCGAGUGGGUGGGAGGAGAUCAGCGGCUUGGAUGAGAACUACACUCCCAUCCGUACUUACCAAGUGUGCCAGGUCAUGGAGCCAAAUCAGAAUAACUGGCUUCGGACUAACUGGAUAGAAAAGGGGGAUGCCCAGAGGAUUUUUGUAGAACUGAAGUUCACCUUGAGGGAUUGUAACAGCCUACCAGGUGUGGUGGGGACGUGCAAGGAGACAUUCAACUUGUAUUACCAGGAAACUGACACAGAGGUUGGGAGGAACAUACGUGAGAGUCACUAUGUGAAAAUCGACACUAUCGCAGCAGAUGAAAGCUUCACCCAGGGGGACCUUGGUGAAAGGAAGAUGAAGCUGAAUACCGAAGUGCGUAUAAUUGGCCCCCUGUCCCGACGAGGGUUUUACCUGGCCUUUCAGGAUGUAGGGGCCUGCAUCGCCCUGGUCUCUGUCAAAGUGUAUUACAAAAAGUGUUGGUCGAUCAUUGAGAAUUUGGCGACGUUCCCGGACACUGUGACUGGAUCAGAGUUCUCGUCCCUAGUCGAGGUGGAGGGGACGUGUGUGAGUGAUGCAGAGGAAGAGGCGGAAAACUCUCCCAAAAUGCACUGCAGUGCAGAAGGAGAAUGGCUGGUGCCCAUUGGGAAAUGUAUAUGCAAAGCGGGGUUCCACCAGAAGGGCGACGCAUGUGAACCCUGCGGGCGCGGGUUCUACAAGUCUUCCUCCCAGGACCUGCAGUGCUCGCGCUGCCCGGCGCACAGCUACAACGACCGGGAGGGAUCGUGGCGCUGCGACUGCGAGGACGGCUACUACAGGGCUCUGUCUGACCCGCCGUCUGUGGCCUGCACCAGGCCCCCCUCUGCUCCUCAGAACCUGGUCUACAACAUCAACCAGACUACGGUGAGCCUGGAGUGGAGUCCCCCAGCGGACGCGGGCGGCCGCAACGACGUCACGUACAGGAUUAUAUGCCGGCGCUGCAGCUGGGAGCCGGAGGAGUGCGUGGCGUGCAGCGGCAACGUGGGCUUCUCGCCCCAGCAGUCUGGAUUAGGGGACACCUACGUCACCAUCAGCGACCUGCUGGCCCACGCCAACUACACCUUCGAGGUGGAGGCCGUCAACGGCGUGUCCGACCUCAGCCGCACCCAGAGGCUCUUCGCUGCAGUCAGCAUCACCACCAGCCAAGCAGCCCCGUCUCAGGUCAGCGAGGUCAUGCGGCAGAGCGUGCAGCAGCGCAGCAUCCAGCUCUCCUGGCACGAGCCCCAGCAGCCCAACGGCGUCAUCACAGAGUACGAGAUCAAGUACUACGAGAAGGAUCAGAAGGAUCACAUCUACUCCACUGUGAAAUCCAAGUCAACAUCGACUACAGUAAACAACCUGAAGCCGAGCACGGCGUACGUCUUUCAGAUCCGGGCGUUCACCGCCGCGGGUUACGGCACCUUCGGGCCCCGGCUCGAGGUCACCACUAAAGAAGAGCCAGCAGCCACCAUUGUCUCCAGUGAGCAGAACCCCGUCAUCAUCAUCGCCGUGGUGGCCGUGGCGGGAACCAUCAUCCUGGUGUUCAUGGUGUUCGGCUUCAUCAUUGGGAGAAGGUACGCUAUCGCGGGCCCCACUGGCUCUCCGCUGCUGCAUUGUGGCUACAGCAAGGCCGACCAGGAAGGAGACGAGGAGCUCUACUUCCAAUUUAAAUUUCCAGGCACCAAAACAUACAUUGACCCUGAAACCUACGAGGACCCGAACAGGGCUGUCCAUCAGUUUGCCAAGGAGUUGGACGCAUCCUGCAUUAAGAUUGAGCGCGUGAUCGGAGCAGGGGAGUUUGGAGAGGUGUGUAGCGGCCGCAUUAAGUUGCCAGGGAAACGGGAUUCGCCAGUAGCCAUUAAAACCCUGAAGGUGGGCUACACUGAGAAGCAGAGGCGGGACUUCCUGUGCGAGGCCAGCAUCAUGGGCCAGUUUGACCACCCCAAUGUGGUUCAUCUGGAGGGGGUGGUGACCCGAGGAAAGCCCGUCAUGAUUGUGAUUGAAUACAUGGAAAAUGGCUCAUUAGACGGCUUCCUUAGGAAACAUGACGGUCAGUUCACCGUCAUCCAGUUGGUGGGGAUGCUGCGAGGCAUCGCAGCGGGGAUGAGAUACCUCUCUGAUAUGGGCUAUGUCCAUCGAGAUCUGGCAGCGCGCAACAUCCUUGUCAACAGCAAUCUCGUAUGUAAAGUGUCUGACUUUGGCCUGUCAAGAGUGAUAGACGACGAUCCCGAGGCUGUCUACACAACAGCGGGGAAGAUGCAGGAUAUAAUGAAUUUGAUCUUUACUCCUGCCACUGACCUGCAUUUUACUGAACAGGGUGGGAAAAUACCAGUUCGGUGGACAGCCACGGAAGCCAUCCAGUACCGUAAAUUCACAUCAGCUAGCGAUGUGUGGAGUUACGGCAUUGUGAUGUGGGAGGUCAUGUCCUAUGGGGAGAGGCCUUACUGGGACAUGUCCAAUCAAGAUGUUAUAAAGGCAAUUGAGGAGGGCUACCGCCUGCCCGCUCCCAUGGAUUGCCCACCAGGCCUACAUCAGCUAAUGCUUGACUGCUGGCAGAAGGACCGGGCAGAUCGACCCAAAUUCGAUCAAAUCGUUGGCAUCCUUGAUAAAAUGAUUCGCAAUCCUACUACUUUAAAGACUCCAAUGGGAACGUGUACGAGACCCAUCAGUCCCCUGUUGGAUCAGAGCACACCAGACUUCACCACUUUUCGCUCGGUGGGAGACUGGUUGGAAGCCAUUAAGAUGGAGAGAUACAAAGACAACUUCACAGCUGCUGGCUACAGCUCGCUGGAAUCGGUGGCAAGGAUGACGAUUGAGGAUGUGAUGAGCUUGGGAAUCACUUUAGUGGGCCAUCAGAAGAAGAUCAUGAGCAGCAUACAGACUAUGAGGGCCCAGAUGCUCCACCUCCACGGCACCGGGGUCCAGGUGUGACGAGGGGGGCCUCCCUCCGCAGCCUCCCGCACAGGGGGAGGGCAUCAGGAGACACCCCCCGGAGAGACGACCCGGAGCUCGGAGCUCACUCAGGCACCACCGAGGAUAAUCAAUAAAGACAAAACGUUGUGCUUUUUUUUUUUUGGUCGUCGUCGUCUUCGUCGUCGUCUUCGCUCUUGUUCCGGAUCUUCGGAAUGAAAAAAAUCAUUCCUUUGUACUUUGGCAAAGGAUUUGCGAUCCCCCUCUCACUGAGAGCAGGUGGUGCUGCAGAGAGGACACCCAGAUGGAGAGAGACAGAGACACGUGGUUGACACGCGGUAGACACGGACGAGUGCAGGGCUCAGAGGGACUUUACUUGGAGACGUGUAUCAAGAGGAGACGGAGCUUCUGAAUACUAGUGUGAUGCUUUUUACCUUGUUUUUCUUUUAUCUUUAUGAUCUUUUAUGGGUUAUUUGUGCGACAUCAAUACAGAUUUUUGUAUUAAAUUAUGAACGAAGAACAAACACACAAAAAAACACAACAGAAAAAAAUAUCCUUAGAGUGGUUCAAAAAAUAUCUUCUUAGUUCUAUUUGCUUUGAUAUGCUGGCCACUCUGAUGUAGUGUGGUGUUAAUGGUACAUCUGCGUUUUGUUUAUUACCUAGUUUUCCCCUUUCCUUUGGCUUGAUAACAGGGUCAAAGUUCCCACAUGGGGAGGACGAUUCAGAGAUACUAUGAAAUGACCAGUGUGCCAUGCGUCACUCUAUCCAAUGAAGUAUUUGUUGUGAAUAGUUUCCACACGUUGUUAUUUUACCUUUCAGAUCGUAACAUUCAGUUUAGUUGCAACUUUACAGAGUGGUUUUGAUGGCGGCAUUUGACACACAUGGUCCCAUUUUGAAGGAACACAAGUCUUGAGCUGUGUUUGUUCGAGUAAUCCCUGGAGUUAUUACUAUACCAAUGUAGAGCUUCUGUUACUGUGAAAGCCCUGUGUUCAAGUAGUAACAUUCAUUUUGAUGUUUACCACAGAAUUAUUCCAUCAUGUGGAAUACACAGUAUCUUUCAGUUUUUCACUUAGAGAAAUGAAAUAGUUGAAUGAAAAGUUUUCAAAAAUAGCACUAAUUGUUUUUUGUUUUGUUAUUCAUUUUUAGUUUUUUUUUUUUGCUUGUUUGUUUUGUUUUUGUAUUUAGUGAAAUAUUUUGGCCACUAUAAUAAUACCUGAGAGCAAAAAAAAGGUCUUUCCCAUUUGUGAAUCUUUUCUGAAGGUGAAUCAAUGAAAAUGUUGAAGUAGUACUGCCUUAAUGUUCUAGUACAUUUACAAAAUGUUGCAAUUUUUGUGGGUGUUGAAGUGGCUGAAGUAUUUGUCAAUAUGGGCUUAAUUUCUUCUUUCUCAUGGCUGAUGGUUUUCCAGUUUUGAAACUUUUGUCCUGAACUUGAACAAAUUGAACCAAGCAUAGAACGACACGUUCGUUCGUUUGAGGAGUGUCAGGAAUGAGCUUGAAUAGGAUAGAGGAUGACCAAGCAGCAAUAACUUCCCCAGCUGGGAACGAGCCUCCUCCGCUUUAGUCAGGUGCUACGGUUUUUACAAAACAUACUUAAGAGCUGAAUUUCAGAUGACCUCUACCGAAUGCAAGGGUGCCUCGAGGAAGUUGUGGAACUGGGGUGGCUCUCCCGAAAGUAAAGAGAAGCAGUACUCCACUUCAAACUAUUUUAUGAGUCAGAUGGCAGGCCUUGUUGUUUACCCAUCCCCAUGGGGAUAUUAAGUGACUGCUGGGCUUUACUUGUUGUUUGAGAAUAUUCUCACCACUUAAAUUAAGGAUUUUUAAUUGUCUAGGGAGGACGAGGAUGAAAUGAUAAAAAUGUGGUGUGUUGUGCGUAGUCAGCUAAUCAACAGGAGAGCCACCACUGUUUCAUUCACGGUUUACCUCUUUCUGUCCAGGCCUUUGUGCAAUGUUAUGAUGCUAACAGUACCUCUGUGGUAUGAUGUGUCUUUUGAAAUUCUUGUUUGUUUCUUUUUUGUUGUUGCUCAUCAAUGGAUGGAAUUGUGUGCUGUCAACAGUUUUUGGUGCCAUCACAGUCUAUUGUAUUUACAACAAAUGAAUGUUUUGCUUAAUUUAGUGAUCAGCAUUGUGGUCCCUUGAUGAAUGGGUCAGCCAUUUCCUUCCAUUCAGUGAAACGUAGUUAUGUUAGUUAUUUUCCUUUCAGAAAAAUUGGAAAGCAUAACGUAGGUUCGUGUACGCAGUGUUAUUUAGAAAGCCCCAAAAGUGAGCUAUUCAUCUGACAUUACAGAAUGUCAUUUUAGGUAGAUCAGGGGCAGCAGUGCUUGUUCCCUUGUUCCCUUUUCCCCAAAAGAACUGACUGAAGCUGCAGGGUUUUGUUGUGACACUUUGAUAUUGUCGAUGACCCGCAAAGCAGCUUCUGCAGCCGCAGCGCAGGUUGGAAACAGUAGCUUGUCAUUCCCCCCCACGCCCCCCAUUUUCCAUUGUGCGCCUCUCCAAAGGGACUCUCCCCUUGUGUGGGUCCCUCUGCCCCUCUGCCCCGGAGCCAGGAGCCAGAUCAUGGCCAGCGCUCGGCCCGCCAGGGCUACAGAUCCACUCGCUCUCCAUACAGCAAACCUCAGCAGUUGGGCCCCUGCCAGCCCUUUGAAUUGAACAGUGGCGUAAAGGCAUUCAGUCAGCACAAAGCCCAGUGGUGCACCAGUCAGUCUCGUCACUCUACCCUUCAACCGCCACCCCCCCACCCUCCCCUUCCCCUCCCCACCACAGAGCACGGAUCCCUUCCAGCCCGCCCCGCUGGGUCCCCAGGCCCAGCCACUAGGCCCUUCCCUCCGUAUGGAUUUGGGUUCCUGUAGAGACAGCAAUUUUGGGCCAAAUUGAGAUUAAAAGCCAGAUUCAAUCAAUCCACCUCCCGAGACAUCCUGACCCUUCAAUGACAGAUACACUCACAAUGUUGUUUUAAAACCCGCUUUCUUAACUCACACUGGCAGCGUGGUGGAAAUCAGGAACUGGUCAUCGGGACAAAAUAAAAAAAUUUGUCUAUGAUGGAGGGAUUGACUUUUGGUGGGAUGAACACGGUGUUAUAGAUUUUCUUUUUUGGAAAGAAAAGUGUUGAAAAGCCCUUUAUGGAAAGAGACUGAUGAUUCCAAAGAGUUCAGCACUGUUGAUUGUGUGAGGAAGACCACAGAGAUCAGAGGGAAACUUUGUAUAUGUUCGAAUUGUAAAACUUGUACAUUUUAUUUAUAAUGUUGUUUUUUACACACAUUACUCUGUAGUGAGUUCUGAAUACAUUGAAAAUGCACUAUAUUUUUCUAUCUCACUCACAGAAGAUUAUUGUCUCUCCGUUUCAGUUGUACAUACUUUUUCAUUUAGGACCAAAGACAGAUGAUAGGUUUUCCAUUUAGAUUUUUAUUUUGUUUUUAUUUUGUCUUUUAGGUUGAUGUACAGUGAUGCGGAUUGUCGAUUUAUUAUUUAUUUUUUCUGUGAUGAAAGUAUUGAGAGUAUUCACUGGUCAAAUGUAUUUUCUCCAACUGCAGAAUUGUAAAAUCAUUUACCUAGAUAAUUUCUUGUUACAUAGACAUUUCUUUUUGCUUUGUAAUCUUUGUAAUAGACUGUACAUAUAUUUUUGGAAAAUAUAAUACAAUCUAUA
Clupea harengus (Atlantic herring) is the source of this 6823-nucleotide messenger RNA. RefSeq names its product eph receptor A7 (gene epha7). Gene Ontology annotation, molecular function: protein binding; ATP binding; transmembrane-ephrin receptor activity. Gene Ontology annotation, cellular component: dendrite; plasma membrane. Gene Ontology annotation, biological process: axon guidance; protein phosphorylation; ephrin receptor signaling pathway. NCBI's taxonomy places the organism in Eukaryota, Metazoa, Chordata, Actinopteri, Clupeiformes, Clupeidae. The record is from RefSeq and is a predicted model, not a curated record.